AUGAGCAGCCAGCAGCUCACGCUCGGCGCAUCUGUACCCCCCUUCACCGCGCACGCUAUCUCUGUCUCGCUUCCGACAUGGCAAGACAAUAUCAGCUAUGAGGAGGGCGAUAAACGAGUGUUGGACGUAAUGGUCACAGGCUACCCACGCUUUUUCAUUCAUCGCAGCACUCAAAAACUAGCAGAAAUAUGCGUACAGAAAUUUGGCGUAUACGGCGAGCGCUGUCUGCUUUGUCCUACUCACAAGGUCGCAGAGGCAUGUCGCGCCUUCAUGAUCGACCGAUCCUCGCAGACUGGAGCAGCGGUGCCUGUGCGUCUCGUCCAGUUUCUCAUCUGCCCUGAGGACCAGCAGGAUGCCCCUAACUCCUCAUGCAUCGAGUUGCACAUUGUCUUGUUCCCUGCGGAGCACUUCCCUCUCGCGAAGCAGUUCUGGCAGCACACAGGGCUGUGUAUCUCCAGCCGACGAGCAGAACGGUGUCUCUCCAUGCUACCGCAGGAAUCUCCGGCAUCUCCCAAGCCCGCAUUCGCUCGCCCGCCGGUUAAGGCCCCCAAUCGCCAUUACUCUGCGAAAAGCUUCGGUAGAUCCCCACCAUCGUCACCUACAUCCCCGAAUCAUCUCCAGCGCGAGCCAGUGGUGAAGGCUAUAGAUGAGGCACUUAGCGCGGACCAGAGUGUGUAUGUUGAGGAGCGCUAUGGUCGCAACCUACCACUUGAGUCAGCGGCAGCGGCGAAGAGGGCCCUCCGCAGACGAAUCGCAGGUGUGCUGGUACACGACAGCCCGAACGACUGGUCAGCGGCUGGCGGGCAGGACGUCGAGUUAGGGCCAAGCACGCGUGGUGUUGAGAGCGUAACAGAGGAUGAUGUCUUUAUGUUCUCCACAGGCAUGUCGGCGAUUUGGAGUGCACACCAAUUGGCGCUUGGCGUGCGGCCUGUGGCGAAGAGCAUUUGUUUCGGGUUCCCAUACACCGACACGCUCAAGAUCUUGCAGAAGUGGGGUCCUGGCUGCCAUUUCUUGGGACACGGCCUGGACAAGGACAUUGACGAGCUCGAGAUAAUCCUCGAACGCGAAGCCGCACAGUCGGAAGGGCCGCCCGCGCUCGCAUUGUUCGCCGAGUUCCCGAGCAAUCCUCUGCUGCGUACGCCACACCUGGGGCGGCUGCGAGCUUUAGCAGACAAGUACGACUUUCUAAUCGUCGUGGACGAGACGAUUGGAAACUUCGUCAACGUAGAAGUGCUGCCAUACGCGGAUAUCGUCGUUAGCAGCCUAAGCAAGGUCUUCAGCGGCGACGCGAAUGUCAUGGGUGGCAGCGUUGUCCUCAAUCCGAAGGGCCGGCACUACGCCGCGCUGAAGGCGCACAUGGUGCAGACAUACGAGGACUCGUACUUCGACGAGGACGCGAUAUAUAUGGAGCGCAACUCGCGCGAUUUCAGGCGACGCAUCAGGAUCAUUGACGAUAACACGCUUGCUGUCUGCGAGCUCCUUCGCAAACGGUCGCUCGUGGCGUCCCCUAUCCCCGCGCGUGCCGUCGUAAAGGACGUGCUGUACCCGAAAUGGGUAACGCCAGAUAACUACGAGCGCUGUCGGCUGCCCGGAGGCGGGUACGGCGGGCUGUUCUCGGUCAUGUUUACGACGCUGGCCGCGUCGCAUGCGUUCUACGACACGCUGCCCUGCUACAAGGGUCCGAGCUUGGGGACGAACUUUACGCUCGCGUCCCCGUACACGAUCCUAGCUCACUAUGCCGAGCUAGAGUGGGCAGCGGGGUAUGGUGUCGAGGAGGGUCUUGUGCGCGUGAGCGUUGGGAUGGAGGAUAGGGCCACGCUGCUACAAGGCUUCGAGCAAGCGCUAUUGGCGGCAGAGGCGACAGCAGAGCAUCCCGCAGCAUAGCGGUGAUGUGUCAGCUUGUAACAUCAAAAUGAUAGCGCACCAGCGGGGAUUCAACCUCCCCUUGGUUGCCCGGAAAAGGUCCGGCGCGCUGGGAGAUACCACUAUAAUCUAGACGUAGUAUACUUGUCCAACCAAGCUGUAGCAAUAAAUCACAUAUCCGAGGCUACUAUG
Postia placenta MAD-698-R-SB12 is the source of this 2055-nucleotide messenger RNA. RefSeq lists its product as hypothetical. The record is from RefSeq and is a predicted model, not a curated record. NCBI's taxonomy places the organism in Eukaryota, Fungi, Basidiomycota, Agaricomycetes, Polyporales, Adustoporiaceae. Bases 1 to 1884 code for a protein of 627 amino acids. The transcript is spliced from 4 exons. Gene Ontology annotation, molecular function: pyridoxal phosphate binding; cystathionine gamma-synthase activity. Gene Ontology annotation, biological process: transsulfuration.